UCCCCCACAGCCCAGUUUGUGUGCACAGCCGUCUUGUCAUUGUCUGCACCACAUACUGACUCCUUAAAGCACAGUUACUUUAAAGCACAGUCCGUGACACCACUCAGCUGCAGAGAUGAGUAAUCAAAGAGUAAUCUACUCAGAAGUCAAACUGGCCGAACACCCAAAGAGGCAGCAAACCAAACCUAGGAGCAAAAAUAGCUGCUCCAUUUCAGACAGUGAGCAGCAUAUAACCUAUGUGGACCUGAAGUUUCAUAAUGCAGCUCAGGAUCUUCAAGGAAAUGACAAGAAAUCCCACUGCAAAGAUUUUCCAGCACCUCCUGGGAGGCUCAUUGCUGGGAUCCUGGGACUCCUCUGCCUUGUCUUGAUGGCCGGUGUAAUAACCUUGACAAUCACAGUUAUUACUCCUUAUAGUGUAAAACCGGAACAGAACAAUUCUUCUCCAAUAAAAAGAACUGAGAAAGGGGAUCACUGUGGUCCUUGUCCAAAGGCCUGGUUUAUGUAUUCCAACAAUUGUUACUACAUUAGUACUGAGAGAAAAUCAUGGAAUGAGAGUUGGUUGGACUGUGCCUCUAAGAAAUCUAACCUGCUUUACAUAGAUCAUGAAGAAGAAAAGAAUUUCAUUAGCUCCUUCAGUGUUUUAACAUGGAUUGGAUUUAAUGGCAGUUCAACUUUCUCCUCCAAAGUGUAA
Trichechus manatus latirostris (Florida manatee) is the source of this 691-nucleotide messenger RNA. RefSeq names its product NKG2-A/NKG2-B type II integral membrane protein-like. Gene Ontology annotation, cellular component: plasma membrane; external side of plasma membrane. Gene Ontology annotation, biological process: stimulatory C-type lectin receptor signaling pathway; positive regulation of natural killer cell mediated cytotoxicity. Lineage: Eukaryota; Metazoa; Chordata; Mammalia; Sirenia; Trichechidae. The coding region runs from base 116 to 691 and encodes 191 amino acids. The transcript has 5 exons. Gene Ontology annotation, molecular function: transmembrane signaling receptor activity. The record is from RefSeq and is a predicted model, not a curated record.